CACCUGAUUAAUUAAAGGGUCGGAAAACGCGUCGCGCCACGUGUUACUUUCGUAAACUACUUUGCCCUCAACCAUUCUCGACGAGGGACAUACGAGCAGCAUACGAUUCUGACUUUCAGUCAUGUCCAAAACUGCAAAGGCCAAAGACCAAGUUGUGCGACUUCUCAUAUCAGCAGGGAAGGCUGCGCCUACGCCGCCUGUGGGACCAGCCCUUGGUGCUCGAGGUGUCAAAUCCAUGGAUUUCUGCAAAGAAUUCAAUGCUAGGACCGCUCACGUUGAACCGGGGGUACCUACUCCCACACUUAUCACUAUACGUCCAGACCGCACAUUCUCCUUCAUUACCAAAACACCCCCUACGUCCUAUCUGCUCAAAAAAGUCACCGGUAUCGACAAGGGUCCCGCAAAACCUGGUCAUGAAACCCUUGCUACUAUCAGUCUCAAGCAUGUAUAUGAGAUCGCGAAAAUCAAAGCGACGGAUGAUCAUAUGAGUCAUUUAUCUCUUGAAAACAUAGCCAGAAUGGUGAUCGGAACUGCGAGAACAGUGGGGGUCCAAGUAGUUCCUUGAGUAAUUUGAGAAACCUUCUAUUAAAUGUCGGACUUCAUAGCGGCUCUGGCUCGUUGCAUUGUACUCGGAAGGAGCUCUUUCGGAGCGAAUGGUCAUUGUACCGAUUACAUUAGGAACAGCGUACUCUAUAUUUUUCCUUGGUCUCGCCGAACAGGAACUCAGAUAGAUUAGGCUUCAAUGGAAUAU
Molecule: messenger RNA, 751 nt
Organism: Lentinula edodes (shiitake mushroom)
Lineage: Eukaryota; Fungi; Basidiomycota; Agaricomycetes; Agaricales; Omphalotaceae
Product: ribosomal protein L11, RNA binding domain-containing protein
Exons: 3
Coding region: 122-565 (147 amino acids)
Biological process (GO): translation
Cellular component (GO): mitochondrial large ribosomal subunit; ribosome
Molecular function (GO): large ribosomal subunit rRNA binding; structural constituent of ribosome
Source: RefSeq, a predicted model, not a curated record